UAGUAGUUCAUUCUGUAUCAGUAGGUCCAUAGAUCCCUGCAAAGCAAUGUCCUUAAUUAUAAGAGUAACAGAAAUAGUUUUGUUUUUCUUGCUUUUCCAUGGCUAUUUCGCUUUUGCUUCGGACCCAGAUCCUGUUAGAGACUACUGCAUACUUAAUACAGAUUCUGAAGCUGAUCAUAGUUCCUGCAAGAACUCAUCAGCUGCAACAGUAGAAGAUUUCAUUUUUUCUGGGAUACAAAAAUCUCCUGGAAAAUUCGACGAAACAGGACUAUCUUCCAAUCCAGUAAAUGUGAACGUGUUUCCAGGGCUGAGCACACUAGGCAUGUCGCUUGUAAGAGCUGAUUUUGAAGUUGGUGGUGUGAAUGUGCCUCAUUUCCAUCCAAGAGCAACUGAGGUUGCAUAUGUUCUGGAAGGGAAAAUAUAUUCAGGAUUCGUCGAUUCGCAGAAUCGAGUUUUUGCCAAGGUGAUUGAGAAAGGAGAGAUCAUGGUGUUUCCAAGAGGUCUAAUGCAUUUCCAGAUGAACAUUGGAGACAAACCAGCAACUAUCUUGGGUAGUUUUAAUAGCCAAAAUCCUGGAUUGCAGAGAAUCCCAACUGCUGUAUUUGGUUCAGGAAUUAAAGAAGAGCUCCUGGAGAAGGCUUUUGGAUUGAGUUCCAAGGAGAUUGCCAAGCUCAGGAAAAGAUUUGCUCUCCAUGAUUGAGCUAAAAUGGCUGAAGGGUAUGUAUUAAUUUGUCCAUUCAUGCAGAAGACUGAUAAGCUCAUAACUCUGUGAGUUGAUAUUUAAAAAUUAGAUCAUGGGAUUUUAUUCUUUUGUGCUGUUUUUAAUUGGAAGUAUAAUCAAUCAAGUGAUUUUUAUC
Molecule: messenger RNA, 857 nt
Organism: Manihot esculenta (cassava)
Lineage: Eukaryota; Viridiplantae; Streptophyta; Magnoliopsida; Malpighiales; Euphorbiaceae
Product: germin-like protein subfamily 3 member 2
Exons: 1
Coding region: 47-700 (217 amino acids)
Cellular component (GO): cell wall
Molecular function (GO): manganese ion binding
Source: RefSeq, a predicted model, not a curated record